AUGGAGCGGUUGCAAGCGCCGUUCGCGUUUGGUUCUUCGGCGCUGCUCUCGUUGAGAUUUUUCAUUUCAUUUUUUUUUGCUUGUUUGCGCAGAGAAAACUCGCCUCUUUUUGCCUUGAGAGAAAUGUGCUGCGCGAUGAGGAUGAGUGUGUUUUAUUUGAUGAGAUGCGAAGAUACGAACGGGCGGAUGCGACUGUUUUUGUAUCGUUGUGAACGUAUUCUUUGCGGAUAUUAUGGUCGUUUCCUGGUGUGGUGGUGUUUUGCGCACACCGACGACGAGACGACGGACGCGCGAUUUUGGUCCUAA
This is a messenger RNA of Bathycoccus prasinos, 306 nucleotides long. RefSeq lists its product with no specific name. The record is from RefSeq and is a predicted model, not a curated record. The coding region runs from base 1 to 306 and encodes 101 amino acids. Lineage: Eukaryota; Viridiplantae; Chlorophyta; Mamiellophyceae; Mamiellales; Bathycoccaceae. The transcript has a single exon.